Messenger RNA from Podarcis lilfordi (Lilford's wall lizard), 14601 nucleotides. The record is from the annotation of a GenBank genome assembly. NCBI's taxonomy places the organism in Eukaryota, Metazoa, Chordata, Lepidosauria, Squamata, Lacertidae.
CCAGAUUUGAGGCCCUGAGGAGACACCUGUGAAUUUAUUUAUUUCUGCCUUCUGUGGGGCUGCAGGGGUGCAUUGUGGGAAAUGGAGUCCGCCACCCCACCAGAUUCAAUGCCCUGAAGGAUUCGCCGGUGCCUGGGAACUACAACUCCCAUCCUGCCUCCCUUUCCCCAUUCUGAGGCUGCCCCCCCUUGUGGCUGUGCCCUGAAGCCCCCCAGGAAGAGGAGCCCCUCUUUCCAAGCAGAUCUUCCUGGGGAGCGGCAACCUGCUCCCUUUCCCCGGUGCCGAGUGCGAAAGGCGGGCGCCUUUAGGCCGCGGUUCAGCCUCGCAGGGUGCCUGAACCCUUUUGGGGGGGGGCACGUGGGCCAAAAAAGACCCUCCUUGUACUUCGGGAGGUUUUCGGGGGGUUUUUUUUGGCAGGUGCGGUCGCCGGAAGGCGCUCCCCGGAAAACCCAUGCUCAACGUCGCCCGCUCGGCGCGCUCUUUCCGCUCUAACACUCCCGACAGGUCGCGGGUCACCAUCGCCAGCAGGAAACGCCUGGAGGAUGAAGAGGGUGAGGAGGAAGGCGGCCGAGCCUGUUGUAAACAAAAAUUGCCCUUUUCCCCUUAUGGGGUAUCCAAGAGCCCAUAUAGAGUCCUUUUGUGGGUUCUCUAUCAGUAGGAGAAAAUAACAGAGGCCAACCAGAGAAUAUUGAGAAGCAAAGCAGCUUGUAAGCCUGAUCUGUUGCAACAGGGUCCUCACUCACCACACGCAGGAGAGAGGAGGAACCCAGAACAAAAGUAUGUCUGCCCUUAUAUAGACAUUUUAAAUUCCCUCCCUGGAGUCCAAGACCACCCCCAGAUACAUCAUACCUACAUUACAGAAAAGGUGGUCUACAGCAGAAAUCUGAGUGCGUUGUUUAUCUCGUCUGACAGGUUACCUGUUUAAUGGUCACUUGAUUGGAUUUCCUGGGGAGCCUGGCUAGUCUUUUGUAGUGAUAAAUACCAUAUUUUUCGCUCUAUAAGACGCACCAGACCAUAAGACGCACCUAGUUUUUGGAAGAGGAAAACAAGAAAAAACAUAUUCUGAAUCUCAGAAGCCAGAACAGCAUGAGGGAUCGCUGCGCAGCGAAAGCAGCAAUCCCUCUCGCUGUUCUGGCUUCUGGGAUAGCUGCGCAGCCUGCAUUCGCUCCAUAAGACGCACACACAUUUCCCCUUACUUUUUAGGAGGGAAAAAGUGAGUCUUAUAGAGCAAAAAAUACGGCACAUAGUUCCUGAGCCAGGUCACAGGCUCGCCCUAUUCAUACACAGACAUACCCUUAAGACAGGAUUUGUGAAUGAAAUGACAGUGGGGAGGCUUUUCCACUUUGACCUUGCAGAGAAAACAUUUGCUCAGUUUAGGAAUCAAAAUGGCUUCAGGUCGGUCUUCCUGUGCUGAUCUAUGUACAUGCGGUUAUGAACAUUACCAUAUAUUUAAGACCUCAGGAAGGAAGGAGCACGCAUGGCUUUAGAAGACGGCCGUGCGCAUGAAGAUGAUGGGUUUUUCGGAGCUAGCCGACCUGGCCAGGAGAGUCCGUGAUCAGAAGGAGGAGGAUUACCAGGAAGAAGACUAUUUUAGUUAAAUAUGUUAAGUUCAACUAAUUGGAAAAGCUUGCAAAGAACAGAUAGGCUUAGGAUUUAAAUGCGUAAUGUGAUGAAUUAAUAUGUUUCAUGCUGAAUUGGAAAGAAAGAAAGAUGUUAAGUGAUUAAGUUAAUGUUAUAAGAAGACUGGUUUUGGAAAACCAUUAAAAUGAUAUACACCGAAAUUCAACCCCAUGCUCUUUCUUUUCAAAUUUUUUAAAAUUUAUUUUCCAGAUUUAACACAACACAAAAUAACAAACAUAUAAAAAGAAAAACAAACAUACAUUCACAGCUUCUUACAGUUAAAACUCAAAAUUGCAUUCCAUUAUUGGGUGACUUCCUCAAAUCCUUCCUAACCGAUUUUCAUUGAAUCUCAUUUUAGCAGUUUUCCAAUAUCCACUUUCUAAUAAAAUUAACUUGUUCAAAUGACUAACUUCCUUUCUUUUUGUAAUAUUCUCAAUCCAUCAUUUUAUACAACUGAACAUAAUUUAAUCUUAAACCAAAUUUAGUGCUUGCAAGUAUUUCCACUUAUGUUAUAUUAUUACGUUUUACUAAAUAUUCCUUAAAUUUCUUCCAUUCUUCUUGAUGUUCCUCCUCUUUCUGAUCGCGGAUUCUUCCAGUCAGGUCAGCCAGCUCCAAAAAGUCCAACAUCUUCAUCUGCCAGUCUCCCACUGUUGGUAUUUCCUGUGAUUUCCAAUUUUGGGCAAGUAAAAUUCUUGCUGCAGUUGUGGCAUACAAAAACAAUUGAACAUCUUUUUAAGGCAAUCUCCCCAUGCUCUUAUGGCGCAGAGCUCUCCGUCCUGGCGGAAAAGGCCGCCCUGUGGCUAAUCUUCCGCCAUGCAGGCUGAUAGAUGAGCUUAAUUUUUGGGCACCUUGGCAAGAAAUUCCGACAUUUGGAAAGGGUGCAUACCUUUGCCACGUUUCUCCGGCGAAAACGGGGGUGCCCUGUUCCGCGCCAGGAAGCUUCUCCCGCAUUUAUAAUAAUAAUAAUAAUUUAUUAUUUAUACCCCGCCCAUCAGCCACUCUGGGCUGCUCCCUAUCAAGUGUUUAAAACAGUACAGCGUUAAAUAUUAAAAACUUCCCUGAACAGGGCUGCCUUCAGAUGUCUUUUAAAGAUAGGAAAGCUGCUUAUUUCCUUCACAUCUGAAGGGAGGGUGUUCCACAGGGCGGGUGCCACCACCGAGAAGGCCCUCUGCCUGGUUCCCUGUAGCUUUGCUUCUUGCAGUGAGGGAACAGCCGGAAGGCCCUCGGAGCUGGACCUCAGUGUCCGGGCAGAAUGAUGGAAGUGGAGACGCUCCUUCAGAUAUACUGGACCGAGGCCGUUUAGGGCUUUAAAGGUCAGCCCCAACACUUUGAAUGGUGCUCGGAAACGUACUGGGAGCCAAUGUAGGUCUUUCAAGACCGGUGUUAUAUGGUCUCGGCGGCCGCUCCCAGUCACCAUUCUAGCUGCCGCAUUCUGGAUUAAUUGCAGUUUCCAGGUCACCUUCAAAGGUAGCCCCACGUAGAGUGCAUUGCGGUAGUCCAAGCGGGAGAUAACUAGAGCAUGCACCACUCUGGCGAGACAAUCCGCGGGCAGAGAGGGUCUCAUCCUGCGUACCAUAUGGAGCUGGUAGACAGCUGCCCUGGACACAGAAUUGACCUGUGCCUCCAUGGACAGCUGUGAGUCCAGAAUGACUCCCAGGCUGCGCACCUGGUCCUUCAGGGGCACAGUUACCCCAUUCAGGACCAGGGAGUCCUCCACACCAGCCCGCCUCCUGUCCCCCAAGAACAGUACUUCUGUCUUGUCAGGAUUCAACCUCAAUCUGUUAGCCGCCAUCCAUUCUCCAACCAUUUGAUCUCGGCGCACAUGCAGACGUCGUAGGCGCAUUGACGCCGGCCGCCUUGAGCCAGUUGCAACCUCUCCGCCUCGCCUCCCUCUCUGGGUUGUUGCAAAGGAGGCGAAUGGGCGAGGGAAGGGAUCGUGUGCAACGCCUUCUGCGGAUAAAUGGAAUGAAAUAAAAUUUUAGCUGUGAUGUGUCAGGGAAAAAGGCAGAAAAUAAUAAUAAUAAUAUUAAUAAUAAUAAUAGAAACUGUGAGAAUGAUCAGGAGAGAGUAAAUCCUCAAAGGGAGUAGAACUCAGGUCAGAGUAAAAAUCCUUAGGAUUUCAUUUUUUUCCUUUUAUUUUAUUAACAUAUAAAACACAUACAUAUACAUUUACACAAUACACGUACACAACACACUACCUAACUUUCAUAACAUAAAACAUACCUACAUUACUCUAUAUAAUACCUACCUAUAUCAAUAUACCUACUCCAUAUGGACACCCACCACGUGACUUGACUUCCAGCCGUUCUUGUUACGCUACUUUAUUUUUCCAACUAGAUUAAACGCAUUUCAUUAUUUCUUUAACCUCUUCUUGUAUCUUAACUUUACUCUCCUUUCACUCUAAUCAUUUUCUGGAUUCACUCAGUAUCUGUCAGAAAUUCUACUUUUCCCACAUAAAUGUCGAUGUACUCCUUAAAGAUAGCCCACUCCUUAUUCACCUUUUGUACCCAUUAUCUCCUCUUAUCCUCCCUGUUAGUUCGGCAAUAUGGAAGGAUUCCAUCAUUUUAGAUAACCAGUCUGUUUUAGUUUGGAUGCUGUUGCUUUUCCAAAUUUUGGCAAUCAAUAACCUUGCCGCCGUAGUUGCAUACAUACCGUAUUUUUUGCUCUAUAAGACUCACUUUUUCCCUCCUAAAAAGUAAGGGGAAAUGUGUGUGCGUCUUAUGGGGUGAAUGCAGGCUGCGCAGCUAUCGCUGAAGCCAGGAGAGCGAGAGGGGUUGCUGCUUUCGCUGCGCAGCGAUCCCUCUUGCUGUUCUGGCUUCUGAAAUUCAGAAUAUUUUUUUUCUUGUUUUCCUCCUCCAAAAACUAGGUGCGUCUUGUGGUCUGGUGCGUCUUAUAGAGCGAAAAAUACGGUAAAUAUUGGUCUGGCCAUUCUUUUUAUUUCCUCUGACACGAUACCUAGGAAAAAGGAUUCUGGUUUUUCCCCAAGUGAAAAUCUAAACAUCUUUUUCAAUUCAUUAUAGAUAUUUCCCCAGAAUCCCACUAUCUCUUUGCACUCCCACCACAUAUGUAGAAAGGUUCCUGCCUCGUUGUUGCAUCUCCAACAUACAUUACAACAGUUUUUGUACAUUUUUGCCAAUCUGGAAAACAUCCUUAGGAUUUCAGUGUAAGGCUGCACAUUCUUUACCCAGCUACACGGGAGUAAGCUCCAUCGAAUACUGUGGGACUUACAUUUGAGUUGACCUAUAAAGGCUUGACAAGAAAGGAAUCGACACUGCUAAGAAAUGGUUGCCUCUUUGAAGCAUCACAAAUAAAGAAUUUAAGGCGACCUUUUCCUUCGAAAUUGUAGGAAGGGCUCUCGAUUGGUGCAGGUAUUUUAUUUUCAGCAUAAAGAGGACUCUCUUUUUUAAAUAAUAUAAUAAUACAUAUUAUUUUUUUUUGCGGGAGAAGCUUCCUGAUGUAGAAUAGGAUGCCCCUAUUUUCCUGGGAGAAAUGUUGUAGGGUAUGUAGCAGGGAGACGUUUAUCACGGCCUAUUGGAGCGCGUUGGAGCCUUCCGUGCCCAGUAUACCAGUGCGAGAUACUGGGUUUUGUGUGCGUGCAAACUGGGCGUGUGGAACUGUCCCAUUUGGAAACCUGAGGUUGCAUUCGACGGAGAUGUGGGCUGAUCCAUCAGGGCUCUCCUCCGGCUCAGAUCCGUAAGCAGAGGGGGCACCUCGUGAGUUACAAUGCAGGACAUAUGGCGGACCUGGGCAUCGGGAAACCAAAACCAUGCGCCAUUUCUAGCUCUCUGUAGGUUUAGGAUGGGCCGAACCUGGAAACUUCAGCGCUCUUCCAUCUAGCCCAGUGUUGCCAACUCAGACUCACAGCAGAGGGAAGCAUUUCACAUCAUAUGCUGCCAGCUGCCAGGAUCGAACCCGAGUCCUGCAUGCAGCCCAUGCGCUUGGCAGCUUGAGAUGCCUGCGUACCUUCAUUCUCAAGAGACCAAUCUCCCUGGCAACCUGGGAUUUCCUCCUCUCACACCUGUCUCUUUCCUUCCCAUUUCCAAGACACCAGCUACUGGCGCUCGGCCACCUUUGGCGUCCUACUCACCUCUGCCAUUCUGGCCACGCUGGUGGCACUCAUGUGCUUCCAAGGUAAGUGAGCGAGAGGGAAGGGGCUGACUGAGUCCCUUUACCUUAAAGAAAAACAUGAACCUCGUUUUUGUGUUGACUUAAGGCAUGGGUAGGGGAUGCGGGUGGUGCUGUGGGUUAAACCACUGAGCCUAGGACUUGCCGAUCAGAAGGUUGGCGGUUCGAAUCCCCGCGACGGGGUGAGCUCCCGUUGCUCGGUCCCUGCUCCUUCCACCCUAGCAGUUCAAAAGCACGUCAAAGUGAAAGUAGAUAAAUAGAUACCGCUCCAGUGGGAAGGUAAACGGCGUUUCUGUGGCUGCUGUGGUUCAUCAGAAGCGGCUUAGUCCUGCUGGGCACAUGACCCGGAAGCUGUACUCCGGCUCCUUUGGCCAGUAAAGCGAGAUGAGCACCGUCGCAACCCCAGAGUCGUCCACGACUGGACCUAAUGGUCAGGGGUCCCUUUACCUUUACUUUAAGGCAUGGGUAGGCAAACUAAGGCCCAGGGGCCGGAUGCGGCCCAAUCGCCUUCUCAAUCCGGCCCACGGAUGGUCCGGGAAUCAGCGUGUUUUUACAUGAGUAGAAUGUGUCCUUUUAUUUCAAAUGCAUCUCUGGGUUAUUUGCGGGGCAUAGGAAUUUGUUCAUUCUUAUUUUUUUCCAAAAUAUAGUCUGACCCCCCACAAGGUCUGAGGGACAGUGGACCGGCCCCCUGCUGAAAAAGUUUGCUGACCCCUGGCUUAAGGCAUGGGUAGGGAAACUAAGGCCUGGGGGCCGGAUCCAGCCCAAUCGCCUUCUCAGUCCAGCCCACAGACGGUCCGGGAAUCAGCGUGUUUUUACAUGAGUAGAAUGUGUCCUUUUAUUUAAAAUGCAUCUCUGGGUUAUUUGUGGGGCAUAGGAAUUCGUUCAUUAUUUCCCCCAAAAAAAUAUAGUCCGGCCCCCCACAAGGGAUUUAAAUUAAAUUUAAUUUUUUUAAAAAAAUGCACCAAGUAGGAAUGCACGCAAGUAGGAAUGGGAUUGGGGCUGCUUCGAUGGGAAGGGAGGCUUCACGCUGCCUAACUGAGAGCUACUUGCCCCCCAUUGCUUUCACACAAGUAGGAAUGGGAUCGGGGCUGCUCCGACAGGCAGCGCAAAGCCUCCCUUCCCAGCUGAGGGAUCCCAACCCGAGAAGCCAUGCGCGCCUCCCCGCCUCCUGCUCCUUCCCCUUUCGGAGGAGAAAUAGAGAUGGCAACAGCUAGAGCGGUGCCAGGGAGGUGCCGCCUGCGAUGUUUCCUGCAAUGGAAAGGGACUUGGGCUUCUCCUGUGCCCGUCUGCGCACAGCCCCUCCCGGGAAAGGCCCUCUCUGCCCCAAGUAAUUCCUGACUCCGCAGCAAGGCUGCAUCGCCACGUGGAGCUGCCCGAGCCGAAACGAUUGCGUGCCCCGCUGCUCGCUCUGUCUGCAGCGCCAGGGCAAUUGCCGGGCGCCGGCGGGCCGGGUUUAGAACCCUGGCGAGCCUGAUCCAGUCCGGGAGCCGUAGUUUGCCGACCCCUGUUAUAAACCGUGGGAUCCUUCUGGGUCAUCGCGGCAGGGUUAGGUCAUUGUUAUGUACUGAGUUGAAUAGGAUCCAAAAGGCAGCAGUCUGAUUGGUCCUAGAACAAUAGGAUUCAGAAUGCAGCAGUCUGAUUGGUCCUAGAACAAUAGGAUUCAGAAUGCAGCAGUCUGAUUGGUCCUAGAACAAUAGGAUUCAGAAUGCAGCAGUCUGAUUGGUCCUAGAACAAUAGGAUUCAGAAUGCAGCAGUCUGAUUGGUCCUAGAACAAUAGGAUUCAGAAUGCAGCUGUCUGACUGGUCCUAGAGCAAUAGGGUCCAGAAUGCAGCAGUCUGAUUGGUCCUAGAACAAUAGGGUCCAGAAUGCAGCAGUCUGAUUGGUCCUGGAACAAUAGGGUCCAGAAUGCAGCAGUCUGAUUGGUCCACAGGAGCCACCCAAUCCAGCUCCAGGUGAAAGUGAAUCUGCAACCAGAUUGGCCUACAGGUGAAUCCCGGAAUUAGCCAAUCACGUGGGGCUCAUUGUGUAAAUAAUGUAUAUAAAGCAGACAUUCUGGGGGAACUUCCAUUCCUCCUCACCACUAUGAGCUGAAUAAAGAGCAUGAAAUCCAUACUUGACUCCGAGUAUAUUUCAGUCAUCAAAUGAACCAAUGGGUUCAAAACCAGGGAUGCUUCUUCACCAUAGCUGUCAAGUAUUCCCUUUUCUUGUGAGGAAUCCUAUUCAGAAUAAGGGAAUUUCCCUUAAAAAAGGGAAAAUGUUGACAGCUAUGUUUUUCACAGAGGCAGCCCGUGCUUCUCAGGGGCUUUGUGAGAAUGGCACGGAUGAAUUUGGGUCUACAAUCUACUCAACCUGCCUUGUCUUUGGUUCUCUUUUGAAGUGGACAAGCUGUCGAAACAGGCAGAGAGUCAGAAGGACGUGAUGGAGCUGCAGAUCAUCAUCCUGACUGAAAUUCUGAGGCAGCUACAGAUCGGCAAAGGUAGAUGUGGGCAUUGUUUUGUCUCCCCCCACCCUUCUCUUAAACCAGUUUAUUCAUUCGUUCAUUAAAAAAAAUAAAAAUUGUAUCACAGGAGAAACAACGGCCAAGGACUGCAAAUGGGAAAAGUUUUUAGUAAGAAAGAAAUUAUUGGUACCGGUUCUAGUGAUUUGUAAAUUUACAGAUAGGGUGUAAUAUAUAGGACACUCUGGACAGAAUUGUUGUAAUUUGCAAUAAAAGGAACCACAACCAAUAAAGAACUAGACCGUGGUGAUCUUCUGAUCUCCUUGCACCUCCUGGGACCUCCAGCUAUUGCAACAAACACCUCCCUAUCUCCAGGGCCGGAUUUUGGUUUGAUGAGGCCCUAAGCUCCUGAAGGUAAUGGGGCCCUUUAUAUGUCCAGCUGUCCUUUGUCAACAACAAAUUGUCACUGAUUUUUGUGUGUUGAAUAAAUGCUAUAUGGUCAUUGAUGGACCUCAUAGUUAUCUCAAGCCAUUUGCACAUGACAAAAAAUGUAUUUUAUUAAAGUAAUGGUUGAAUUGAAAUACAAUUAAGAAGAUCGUGAAGCUGACAGAUCGUGAAGCUGAGGCUCCAAUACUUUGGCCACCUCAUGAGAAGAGAAGACUCCCUGGAAAAGACCCUGAUGUUGGGAAAGAUGGAGGGCACAAGGAGAAGGGGACGACAGAGGACGAGAUGGUUGGACAGUGUUCUCGAAGCUACAGACAUGAGUCUGACCAAACUGCGGGAGGCAGUGGAAGACAGGAGUGCCUGGCGUGCUCUGGUCCAGGGGGUCACAAAGAGUCGGACACGACUAAACUACUAAACAACAACAACAUAUUAAUAGUGAAAUACAAGUAAGAAGAAGUACAGUGGACGCUCAGGUUGCGAACGUGAUCCAUGCGGGAUGCAUGUUCGCAACCUGCAGCGGCGCAUCUGUGCAUGCACAAAGAGCAAUUUAGUGCUUCUGCACAUGCGCAGCCGCUGAAGCCCGGAAGUAACUCGUUCCAGGUUUUGGCGUGUCUGUAACCCGAAAAAGCUCAACAUGAAGUGUCUGUAACCCGUGGUAUGGCUGUAUAUUAAUAGUAAACUAAUUACUAAGCUCUAACUGUAUGUAGGUUUUAUUUUAUUUGUUUUUUAUCUUAUAUUUUGGAAGUGUAUACUCAGUUUUUUUCCCAUUAAAUUUUUUGGGGGGGCCCAAGAGAGCGGGGCCCUAAGCUAUAGCUUGUUUAGCUUAUACGUAAAUCCGGCACUGCUUGUCACCCUUUUGGCCCAUUUAGGGGUAGGGAAGGGGGAUAAAUGAUACUUCUGUACAACUGCCAAGCUUUUCAUGCACAACCACCCCCCCUUUAGCUAUCAACUGCAGUGUGUGCAAGAUGCAGUGGUUGCAGCACAAAGAUUCCUGCUACCUUUUCCGAGAAAGGAAGAUGGGCUGGCGUUCCAGCAUGGGCUUCUGCAGAGACGAGUUCUCCUCCCUGGCGGUCAUCCACAACGACACAGAACAGAUGGUACUGGGGCUUGUCCGGUUCGCUGCCGGGAUGGAGAUGGGCAAGGCUCGAUAGCUUCAGGGUCCCCCCCUCCCCAUGCCUCACCCCCAUAUCACGUAGCAGUAGUUCAGCUGUGCCCCCACCAUAUACCGUAUUUUUUGCUCUAUAAGACACACGUUUUCCCCUCCUAAAAAGUAAGGGGAAAUGUGUGUGCGUCUUAUGGAGCGAAUGCAGGCUGCGCAGCUUUCGCUGAAGCCAGGAGAGCAAGAGGGAUCGGUGCGCACGGAUCCCUCAUGCUUUCCUUGCUUCGCUUCGCUGGAGAGGCGCUGCGCAGCUUUCCCUCUCGGCGCAGCGCCCCUUCAGCGAAGCAGGAGGAGAAGCGGAGCUUUGCUGGAGAGGCGCUGUGCAGAGAGGGAGAGAAUAUUUUUUUUCUUGUUCUCCUCCUCUAAAACUAGGUGCGUCUUAUGGUCGGGUGCGUCUUAUAGAGCGAAGUAUACAGUAUUAUACCUUUAAAGCAACCCAUUUGAUGACUGGACUGUGUCCUUAGAGAAUAAUCAGCGAUUUUUAAAAAAACCAGAAACCUGAUAGGUACUGUUACAAGUAAAAAUACCAAUCUCAAGGCCUGAAGCCCUAAACGGCCUCAGUCCAGUAUACCUGAAGGAGCGUCUCCACCCCCAUCAUUCUGCCCUGGACACUGGGGUCCAGCUCUGAGGGUCUUCUGGUGGUUCCCUCCCUGCGGGAAGCCAAGUUACAGGGAACCAGGCAGAGGGCCUUCGCGGUGGUGGCACCCGCCCUGUGGAACGCCCUCCCUUCAGAGGUCAAGGAAAUGGGAGGUCAAGAGGAUCUCUGUGGGAGUGAUCCGGCCCAUGCCCAGUAAGCCUUGCUGACCCCUGACUCAUUGCUUUCUGCCAUCCCUUUGCUCCUCUCCUCUCAUGUUUCGCUGAGCUGGUUGCAAGGGAAGAGAGGCAGAUUUUUCUUGCCGGGGUCUUGAACUAACAGUUCACAUACUUGGGUUUUUGAAAAUGAGGUUGAAAGGCAGUGGUCUAUCUCCCCUCCUGAAGGCAGGGUGCUUGUGGCUUUGCCUUGCAGAACUUCCUGAGGUUUGAAUCAAAGAAACAUUUCCGCCAGCGCCACGGCAAGAGUCAAUACUACAAAUUCUGGAUGGGCCUGACGUACGACAUCGUCACGAAGCAAUGGAAAUGGGCAGAUGGCUCUCUCUAUGACCCCAAAAUGUAAGUGACUCUGGCAUCCCCAUACUCCCUAAUUCAUUUGUCACAAGAUUGGGUAAUCAUUAUUAAGCUAUAUUUCAUUAUUAUUAUUAUUAUUAUUAUUAUUAUGAUUAUGAUUUUCAAUUAUAUACAUUUCAGUACAGUGGUACCUUGGUUUAAGAACAGCCCUGUUUACUAACUAUUGGGUAUGCAAACUCAGCAGUGUCCCGGUUUGCGAAAAGAAGCGGGACGGUGGAAGGGCACUGGCGGCGGGAGGCCUCAUUAGGGAAAGCGCAUCUUUAACAUGUUAAAAAGCACGUUUUAACAUUUCAAAUCUCGACUUCCUUCCCUUUCUUUCUGCAGCUCCUUAAUUUUUUUAAAAAAAUAUAUUUUCUGCAUAUUCCAAAUUAACUUAAUUUCCUCAUUUAUUCAUCUACUUUAAAUAUAUGCUCUUAUAAAACUGGAGGUUAUUACAAUAAUCCUGUCAGUGUUCUUAUCUGUUUACAGUUUACAGUGGUACUUUGGUCCUCAAUCCGUUCCGGGAGUCCGUUUGCCUCCCGAAACUAUACAAAAACCAAGGCGCGACUUCCGUUUGGCUGCAGGAAAUUCCUGCACUCAAGUGGAGGCCACGUCGGACGUUCGGCUUCCAAAAAUCGUUCGCAAACCGGAACACUUACUUACGGUAUUCAGGAGCCGAUUUGUUCAGCAGAUAAGCCGUUUGAGAAUCAAGGUACCACUGUACUUGUAAAUAUUCAAUAAACCAUGAGGUGGGGGGGGCAGUGGGAGGAGGCCGGCUCCGUGCAAGGUGGUGGAGAAGCAGGGGAAGGAGGGAGGGGUGCUGGAGGAGGCACCAGUUGCAGUGUGUAGCCUCGAGCGAGGGGAUCUUUCAAGGUAGAGUGGACAGGGGGAGCAAUGAUAGAGUCACAUCUAUCAUCGUAUUUUUCGCUCUAUAAGACGCACCAGACCAUAAGACGCACCUAGUUUUUGGAAGAUGAAAACAAGAAAAAAAAUAUUCUGAUUCCCAGAAGCCAGGACAGCCAGCGGCAUCGCUGCGAUCCCGCUGGCUGCCCUGGCUUAUGGGAUAGCCGCGAGCAGCCUCUUCCGAACUAGGGAGGCUGCGUGCAGCUAAGCAAGAAGCCAGGACAGCCAGUGGGAUCGCAGCGCAGCGAUCCCGCUGGCUGUCCUGGCUUCUUGCUUGGCCGCGCGCAGCCUCUCCCGGGCAAGGGAAGCCUUCAUCCCCUGCCCAGGAGAGGCUGCACGCAGCUAAGGCCUCCCCAAGAGCCGCACUCCCUUUAAAGAGCACGCGGAGUUUCUCUCCUUGAGAAAAAGCCCCCAAGAGCCGCACACACGCUCCACACGGCUCUUUAAAGGGAGUGCUGAUCAGAGCCUCCCGCCUGCACUCGCUCCAUAAGACGCACACACACUUCCCCUUUUUAGGAGGGGAAAAGUGUGUCUUAUUGAGCGGAAAAUACUGUAUGCGCAGAGCUUGGGAUGCAAGCACACACCACACAGCCGAGGAGGUGGUGUGUUGCGGAGCCAGCAGAGAAAGCUCUGGACCGCGGGAAAGCACCCGAAGCCUUCCCGCCUCCGAUGGGCACUGGAGGUGCGUAGGCACCAAGCCCCCGCUCCGCCUCGCUUACCUCCCCGGACUCUCCGCCUGGCGCCCUGGCUCGCUGCGCCACCACGCCCGAUGGUAAAGACGGCCCUGCAUAGAAAUAAAAGGCUGUCCACAAUAUCUUUGCUUAGUUUUAUUUUCAAAAAUGUAACCGUCAAAAACUGCAAGCCAUCACUCCUCCUCACCAGCAGCAUACAAAACAUUUACAGUGGUACCUUGGGUUACAGAUGCUUCAGGUUACAUACGCUUCAGGUUACAGACUCCGCUAACCCAGAAAUAGCACCUCGGGUUAAGAACUUUGCUUCAGGAUGAGAACAGAAAUUGUGUGGCAGCGGCAGCAGGAAGCCCCAUUAGCUAAAAUGGUGCUUCAGGCUAAGAACAGUUUCAGGUUAAGAACGGACCUCCAGAACGAAUUAAGUACUUAACCCAAGGUACCACUGUAAUCAACUUAAAUACAGUUUUCAAAUAAUCAGUUAUCCUAUCACAUCCCUUCCUGCAUCCGGUGCAGAAAGUAAACUCCCCGUUUAAUUAGUCAAACAGUCAAGAGACCGCAGGUGUGCAUAAGUGCAUAACUUACGGAAUAUGCAGAACUGGCAAAAUUAACAGAUAAAUUAUAUGAAAAGGAUAACGAAGACUUUAAGAGAGAAUGGGAACCAUUUACAAGAUAUACGAAGAAGCAACGUGAAGAAUUGGACUCACUGGCAGGGUUUGAAUAAACAAACACAAUUGUAUAUAACAAAAAGUAAGAUGAUAUGGAUUGGGGAAAUUUUGGGAAACAACAUGCAGGGUGAGUAAUAUGGAAAUAAAACAAAAUGGGAAUAUGAGGGAAGUCCAGAGGAGGAGGAGGAUAUGGAAAAUUGUUAGAGAAAUAUUGUUAGAGGAUGUAUACAUGGAAAAACCAAUUACCGUAUUUUUCGCUCCAUAAGAUGCACCUGACCAUAAGACACGCCUAGUUUUUAGAGGAGGAAAAGAAGAAAAAAAAAUAUUCUGAAUGAAACAGUGGAUGUAUGAUUUUUGUGGUUCAUGCUGUGACCACAGACAUGAUGGUGAGUUUGGGGUAGCUCAAUGCAAAAAUCCUGAGGAUUCAUGUGGAUCCUUGCUUUGUAACCACGUUUUUGCGCCAUUGCGGCCCCACGAAACAGUGGAUGCGUGAUUUUUUUGGUGUAGGCUGUAGCCAUAGACAUGCUAUGUGAUCUGAUGGUGAAUUUGGGGUGACCCGAUGUAAAAAUCCUGAGGAUCCAUGGGCUUUUAUCUUCCCCCCCCCAGCAGCCUCUUUUAUCGUGUCCCUUAUCUCUCUUCCGAUCCCAUCAAUCAGCUGUUUCCUUUCAACACUCCCUUCCCUCUUGUUCGCCUUAGUGUCUUUUCCUUAGCUGGAACAGUUUUUUGCUCCUCAUUUUCUUCUAAUUUCUCUCCUCAUUGAUUUAGUCUUCCUGUCUCCUCUGCUUGCAAGUUUGCUGUCUUUACCUCCCCCUCCCAGGCAGCCUCCUUUAUCUCUAGCGUCCCUUAUCUCCCUCCCUGAUCGCUUGCCAAUUAGCGGCUUUGUUUCAACACCCACUUCCCUCUUUCAAAAAAAGAAAAGGGAAAAAAAAGAACAUAAUUUGCUUUUUGCCCCUGGGCAAUUCUGCUCCAGGGACCACGCAUUCGCUCUAUAAGACGCACAGACAUAUCCCCUUACUUUUUAGGAAGAAAAAAGUGUGUCUUAUGGAGCGAAAAAUACGGUAAUUAUUUUUUUUUAAAAAAAGAGAGAGAGACCACAGGUGUGCAGCUAAGUAGGUCAAGCUGCAAACAUGCACCUCUGAGUAGCACCAUUGACCUUAAGAUAAAGAAAAACCGACAUCAUCUCCUUUUCUGUGUUGCAGGCAUGGAAAGCUGCCGCCCAAGGGCUGCGGCUACCUCCAAAACGAAUCGCUUUUCUCCCAGGAGUGUGAGGAAUUGGCUUACGUCAUGUGUCAGACUGCGCUUCGGUUUGGCUGGAGUUGAGCAGCUGUGGAAGAGGAGAAGGAGGCGCAGAAGCCGGUGUGGGUAUGUGGUUGUGAUCCGUGUUGUGGCCGUUUCCCUUCAGAAGUCCCCAGAACG